This is a messenger RNA of Pseudomassariella vexata, 1944 nucleotides long. RefSeq names its product kinase-like domain-containing protein. Gene Ontology annotation, biological process: intracellular signal transduction; protein phosphorylation. Gene Ontology annotation, molecular function: ATP binding; protein serine/threonine kinase activity. NCBI's taxonomy places the organism in Eukaryota, Fungi, Ascomycota, Sordariomycetes, Amphisphaeriales, Pseudomassariaceae. The record is from RefSeq and is a predicted model, not a curated record. The transcript is spliced from 2 exons. Bases 1 to 1944 code for a protein of 647 amino acids. Gene Ontology annotation, cellular component: cytoplasm.
AUGAACUCAAGACCUCCGGUCCGUCCUAUCCAGCUCCAGUUCCGUACCCACACCAUUGCGCCGUCUCCCCCGCUACCAGAACCCAUAUUCGAAGAGCCCACGCCCUUCUCCGCCGACGACCCGCCUUAUCAGCCGUCACCCUUGGGAAGUUCUCGUAGUGGGAGAAACCCACUUCAGAUCACGACCGAUAUCCGACCAGAAGCCCCCGCCCGCACCGAUAGCUUGAACAGCAACUACGGAUUAAGCGCAUCAUCGCGCCCUGCUUUGCAGCAUAAGUCGUCCACUUCGAGUCUCUAUCCCAUAUCGCGGACGCCGUCGUUCAAACGGGCCAUUGCCAAUAAUAUUGGCUCUGCCUGCAGCUCCGCCGUGGCGAGUCCGAUAAUAACUGCCAUGGGAGACCUGACGCCUCUGCCUUCACCAUUACUAGUAGGUGAUUCGCCAGGUCCGUGGAGGAGGCUCGGAGCCCGGCCGCCCUCCCGAGAAGCCGCACCUCACGUCAUGCCCGACUCGGUGCUGGUUACGGCGAGUGGUGAAUCCGUCGCUUCCGCCAUGGCGCACCAGUCUAAAAGGAAGGUGUAUGCCGGGCUCAACGCCGAGGAUGCCGUGGAGAAUGGCACUGGGGACCAGGGACACGGGCGGAAUAGAAGCAUCAGCGAGUAUAUCCCGGACCCCAUGGCAAUACCCAAGAGACAUGUCACGGUAUCUGGUUCACACCCGCGGUCUGGCGAGGGCGGUCUUAAUGGCACCGACGAUCAUCACAUGCGCCGCGAACCACAUCUGUCAGCGACCCGAGGACUCGGGCCAGCUGCCGAGCCCCCGACCCCACCUCCCAGCGAAUCUUCUCAGAGUAACGAGAAGAAACCGAAAUACGAAUUUUUUGAAGCGUACGGUCGGGACGAUAAGAAGCUCAGGAGAUGGCGAGCGAUCAAGAAGCUUGGCGAAGGUACUUUCAGUCGCGUAAUGCUAGCCACGAGCCAAACAACGAUAGAGGAUGAUGAGGGCGAAAGACCAGAACACACGGAUGAUGACAAGUCAAGUUGCGAGCCCAAAUUGAAGACGUUGGUUGCGGUAAAGGUUUGCGAACAUGGACCGCGCGGCGGAGCCUCCGAGACCCGGAUCGAGAUGAGUCUCAAACGGGAGCUGGAAAUCAUGCAGUCGAUACAUCAUCCAUCCAUAGUCCACCUCAAAGCUUGGAACAUCGAACAGACCCGGGCGCUGCUGGUUCUCAGCUACUGCCCUGGUGGCGAUCUGUUCGACGUUGCGACACGGUAUCGGGAACUCCUGACGCCGCCAUUGCUGAGACGCAUAUUUGCUGAGCUGGUUGGUGCUGUGAGAUAUCUACAUGAGCGUCGGAUUGUUCACCGAGAUAUCAAGCUCGAGAACGUUCUUGUGAAUAUUCCUGUGCAAGAACUCGCCAAAUCUAACCACAACUGGGCAACGUACCCCGACUCCAUCAUCACCCUCACAGAUCUCGGCCUCUCCCGCCGCGUCGCCGACGAUGAGAAGCUAGAGACACGCUGUGGUUCUGACGACUAUGCUGCCCCAGAGGUUAUUCUGGGACAACCAUACGAUGGACGAGCCAUUGACGCCUGGUCAAUGGGUGUCCUGCUCUACGCAUUACUUGAAUCGCGUUUACCGUUUGACCCACCACCAGGCGCAAGCGAUGCACUUAGGAUGCGCAGCCGCACAAGUCACCGUAUCGCCCGAAUAGAAUGGCGAUGGAUCGAAUAUGCAGGAGAUGAUGGAGAUCACGAAGGCGAUGAGGCCAAGUUCAAAGCCAAGGGAUUGAAGGGGGCGAUGGAAGUCACAGAAGGGCUUCUCAAACGAGCCAGGAGUCGCUGGCCCCUGGAAACGGUGGCGGAAUCCGAAUGGGUUCGUGAUGCUAUUCGAAUCCAAGAUGGACCGAAAUUUAAAGAGGAAGAAGAAGGCGAAGAAGUAUUAUGA